This is a messenger RNA of Eupeodes corollae, 592 nucleotides long. RefSeq lists its product as uncharacterized. Lineage: Eukaryota; Metazoa; Arthropoda; Insecta; Diptera; Syrphidae. The transcript has 3 exons. The record is from RefSeq and is a predicted model, not a curated record. Bases 191 to 592 code for a protein of 133 amino acids.
UUUUAUUGGUAAAUUAUAAGCUUGUGCAGUAAUGGAAAGUAAGUGCAGUAAUGGAAAGUGUGAAUAAAACAUAUGUUCACUAUUAUAUGCACUCUUAUUUUAAAUUUCCAAGUUGGUAUCUGUGCAAGCAUACUUAUGUCAAAAUCAGCUGUCAACAAAAAGAAUAAUUACUUAAAAGAAAAAAAUUAAAAUGGAUAACGAAACAAAAAAGAUCCUAUUAGAAUAUUUAUUGGACUCAUCAUCAAGCAGUGAAGAAAGCAGUUCAUCAUCAGAACUUGAUCGCUUAAUGAGCUCUGAUGAUUCUUCAUCUGAUGAGAAGCACGCAAGCGUUUCGAAUUUUAUGAAAACUAUCGAGGAUUAUAGUGAGCUCGGUUACAAAUCCCACUUCAGGUUGAAUCGCUCAACAGUAGAGAAAUUGAUAGAAAAAUACUCUCAAUCAGAUUUUUUUUCAUCAAGACCGAAUCAUGGAGGCAAAACAAAAAUUGAACCCAGAAAAGAAGUGUAUGUAUAUAUAUGGUACGUUAGCAUCACUCUGACAUUUCGGCAAUUGGAAACCUAUUUGGAAUUGCAACGUCGUCAGCAUGGUCUGUAG